Molecule: messenger RNA, 485 nt
Organism: Schistocerca nitens (vagrant locust)
Lineage: Eukaryota; Metazoa; Arthropoda; Insecta; Orthoptera; Acrididae
Product: ejaculatory bulb-specific protein 3-like
Exons: 2
Coding region: 6-383 (125 amino acids)
Source: RefSeq, a predicted model, not a curated record
CCGUGAUGGAGAGCUGUGUCUUUCCUGUGGUACUGCUGGUCGCGCUGACCUUUGUCUGUGCCUACAACAACAAAUAUGACAACUUUGACGUGGAGCAGGUGCUGAAUAACGAUCGCCUGCUCAGAAGAUACCACGAGUGCCUCGUCUCGAAUUCCGAUGUCUCCUGCACUGCCGAGGGCAAACAACUCAAACGUACUUUACCAGAAGCUCUGAAGACAGACUGCCGCCAGUGUAGUGAGACGCAGAAAACUCAGGCUGAGAAGGUGAUCAAGUUUCUCAUCCACAAGAAGCCAGACUUGUGGAAGUCGCUGGAGAGCAAGUACGAUCCAUCUGGCACUUACAGGCGAAGGCACGACGCGGAACUGAAGAGGCUCUCUGCUUGAAAUACAGAAGUUGAUUUCUUCUUCAAAUAUUCAUGAUCUAAGGUCUUAUUGUUGAUCAGGUUUUGAGUAUCUGUAGUAAAUAAACAUAAAUAAAAUACUGUA